CUGGAAUUCUUUGAAGCGGAGUCACUGGGGGACGGUCGCUCAGUCUUACUCCAGUGGAGGCUCCUCUACUCCGGAGGACACCCUGUGAACGAUUUCUACAUCGAGGUGAGGGAGAAAGAUGAAACCAUAGAAACUCUGAGACCAGACGUCUACGAAGACUCCCUACUCCUGGAUGACCUUCGACCUUCCACCAAUUACUCGUUCCUGGCGGUGGUGGGGAAUUCCCUUGGUAUGGCCACACCCCUCGAGACCAAUGCCUCCACUCCCAUUGCUGCUCCUGGUAAACCGACCACCCCUCAGCUGGAGGACCGCUCUCCACAGACCCUCACUCUCUCGUUCUCCGUCAAACACGGCUCCUACCCCAUCCUCUACUACCUCCUCCUAAUUAGCGACCCCUCUGACCCCGCGGCCAACACCUCGGCUCCAGAUUUCACCAACACCACAGAGGAGAGGUUGGCGAACGUGACGGCGAGGUCAGUGGCGGAACAGAAGGAGUGGAAGGAGGGAGGGGAGGUCGUGGGCUACCAUGUGAGCAUUAGGGUAGGAGGACUGCGACAGAGAGAGAGCUACGUCUUCUCAGUGGCCGCUGCUAGUGUCGUUGGUGUCGGGGAGUUCAGUGACCCCAGCAGAACACUCACUCUAGAGGAUGGAGAGCUGUUGCUGUACCUGAUAGUGGGCGGAGUUGUGGGCGGGGUUUUGCUAGUGUUGGUUCUCCUGGUGGUGUUCUGUUUCCUCACUCAGUACGUCAGGAGACAGCACCGCGGAGGGAAAAUCACCAUCACUAGGAGAGGAUCUGAUUCAACUGGAGUCACUACUGACUACAACCUCAAAUUUGAGUCAUUUAAUGGAGGGGCUCCCCCUAGUCAAAGAACGACCUCUCCGAACCCGAGUCAGCGAGUGGACUCAACCACGCCCCCUCCCCGGAUCACCUCCCCUCGUCUCACCUCUCCCCUCCUCCACUCCCAGCACUACUACAACAGUCUGAGGAAGUACCAGCUGGACACGCUGCCUGUGGCGAGACCCAACGAGGAGGGGUCAAAGGGCAGAGUUGUGGAGGUCCAGAUCCAUUCCAACCUCCGCAGUAACGGAGUCCCCACUGGCAGGAGGAAUGAUGUGGAUGGAGGUAACUACAAUCGUCCGACGUCCCACCCUCCCUCUCUCCCCCUCUCCCCUGGAUCCCAGCCUCCCCCAUUCCUCCCUCCUCCCUCCCUCACAACCUCCUCAACCCUCCCCACUCACCCCCAGCACCCCUCCUACAACCAUCCCACCUCACACACCCUCUACAGCGUCCCUCGCAAGGGGGGAAACCCCUCUCAUCCCAUGCAGAUGAGCAUGUCAGCUCUGCCAACUGCUGACGAGGGGCGGAGUCAGGUGGUGGGGUCAAGGGUCAGUACCCUCCCCCGAGGAGCCACCACCACUAACAGUGAUGAGUACACAGUAAUGGAGAGGGUGGAGGAUGGUGGGCGUGGCUCACUGGUGGAAACUGGGCGGAGGUUCCACACCAUGGACCACACCUCUACUCUUGCUAUUGCCGAGACAAGCAAUUUUGAUACAGAUGGGAGUCUUCAGUCAAAGCAUGCCGGCUACCAGACUGAUGUUUGAUGUCAUAAUAACUGUUUACGAGACAGACACCCAUCAUGAUUUUCAUUAAUUCUCAAAUUCUCAUUUCUGUGAUUUGAUUCAUGUGAUUGCU
Molecule: messenger RNA, 1693 nt
Organism: Geodia barretti
Lineage: Eukaryota; Metazoa; Porifera; Demospongiae; Tetractinellida; Geodiidae
Source: the annotation of a GenBank genome assembly